Molecule: messenger RNA, 894 nt
Organism: Ctenocephalides felis (cat flea)
Lineage: Eukaryota; Metazoa; Arthropoda; Insecta; Siphonaptera; Pulicidae
Product: activity-regulated cytoskeleton associated protein 2-like
Exons: 1
Coding region: 1-894 (297 amino acids)
Source: RefSeq, a predicted model, not a curated record
AUGACAGAAGAUAUGUUGGGGAAAUUGAUUGGGUCAGUAAUGGCUCAAGCAAACACUGAACCAACCCCUAAAAGUUUUUCUACGUGUUCGAAAAAAUUUGAUGGUUCAAGAGACCCGGAGGCACUCAAAGCAUUUAUAUCACACAUAUUGUUGUACAAGUCCAUGGCAAAUAUUUCGGAUCAAAAAGCACUACAAGAACUUCCUUUACUCCUUCAGGAUGCAGCAGCCACUUGGUGGGCUGGUAUAAAAUCCGGAGUGCAAAGUUUUGAUGAGGCAAUUCGUUUGAUGAAAUUAUUUUUUGGUACAAGAAGACCUGCACCCGAAGUGUAUCUAGAAUUUUUUAACGACUACCAGAAUGAAAAUACAAGUACGGACUGGUUUGUUGUGCGAAAAAAAAUCUUGCUGGCUGAACUUCCUUAUGAGGUACCUCUGACCAUGCAAAUCGACAUGGUGUACGGUUUGCUUCAUAAACAAAUCCGUGAUGUAAUUCCUCGAGCAGAUGUAAACUCAUUUGAAGAUUUAGUGAAAAAAUCUAAAGACGUAGAACUUAGCAUACUUAGGUCUAAAGAACAGCUUUUGGAUGCACCUGAACCCGAACCAGAAUGCACUUUUUGCAACAAAAAGCGACACACUGCUGCAGAAUGCAGAAGUCGUUUGAAGUGGUUGGCGAAGAAAAACUCUAAAAUCAACCAGCAAGAAUCUAAGAAAUCUUCUUCCUCGGAGAACCAGAAUUCGACGACUCAGAAAACUCAAACUUUUUGUUUCUAUUGCGAAGAGUUUCACUCGACCGACUUUUGCUUAGUAAAUUUUGUCAGGACAGCCGAAGUGAUUCCGUGGGUGGAACCACAGACAUCAUCAGAAGCCAAAAAGGAACCAAAGAAGAAAACUAAGUAG